AUUUUAAUCUCACUUUUUUUGUCUUUGAAAAAGUUUUAUUGUGAAGUGUUUUAGUGUUAUUUUUACAAAGUUUGCAGUAAUACAACUAAAUAAAACACGUUUUACGCUUCCUACUUAUCUGCGUGAGCCAACGAUUGUGAAGAUUAUAGAUUUGAUAGGAAAUUAAGUGAAUUCAAAUUGUAUCGACAGUCACUGAAAUUACUCCUAAUUUCAUGCUGUAAGCAAUGGUUUCGACAAAAUCAUAAAAUCUAGUAUUUAGAAGUAAAUUUGACUUAAAUUGUGCAACAGUAACAUGGAUUCGACGGCGAUGGACGACCAGCAAUUAUAUGAUGGAACGAUGUUGGACAUUGAUCCUAUCCUGGAGGACUUUCCCAUGGAGAUGUACCAAGGAUCUCUGGGAGGCUACGAAGGGACUCGUACCGUCAUGGCACCAGUUGAUGGAAUGUUGCCCAACGAGGAUCAAUGCAUGAUGAGUCCUCAGUACGGCGAUUUCAUAGAUCCGGACAUGUUUCUCAAUGGGGUUGUUAAAAGGGAAAGCGAAUCGGACUGUUCCACUGGAUCGCACAGAAACACUCCGUCGCCUUCGGAUAGUAGCAAGAGCUGCGAUUCAUACCCUUCGAGUGGGUACGGAUCGUGCGGAAGUGCUCAAAUGAACAAUAUUUUGUUUGAUAGCCCUCCUACUUCACCGGAAUACCCGACGAAUCCGCCACAGAUCGUAACUGUACCACAAGUCAGCGGUAUAGUGCGCAUUGGAGCAGCUCAGCUCCCGGAAAUACAGAAGCCAGCUUGUCCAGUUAAUCUAGCGGACCUGAAGAAAGUCAAAAUACCGCCGAAAAACGCAAAAGGGAAUAACGGAACCGUUACCAGAACCAUUACUAAAAAGACGAUUGUUCUUACCGCAAAGGACUAUCAAGCGCUCAUGAAGAACAUGAAGAAUCAACCUAGCAAUGGAACUGUUUUUAUCAGAGCGACUCCUGCAUCGGCAUUCGUGACCGCCGCUGCCAAUAAGGACAAACCUGUUCUCCCGAGGCCCCUCCGGCAAUCUCCAACGACAACUAUACCGUUGUUGCAAUCCGCUCAAAAUAAGCGUCCACCGGAAGAACCGGUAAGAUUCUCCCCAAUCCACUCUCCCGCCAUUCCCACGCAGAUGCCUUCGCUGCUGAUGCCCCCUUCAAUAGAAGGAACGGUUAACGAGCGGGCACUAAAGAAGCACCAGCGGAUGAUCAAGAAUCGAGAAUCGGCAUUUUUGUCCCGGGUGCGGAAGAAAGAGUACGUCACCACGCUGGAGCAGCGCGUCGACGAGCUCGUCAAGGAGAACCGAUACUUGAAGGAGGAAAACGCAAAGCUGGUGGAGAAAAUUAAGCAAAAAUGUUCAUGUGAUGGAAGCAAAUUUAAAUUCGUUAACAUAAAUGGCAUCACCAAGCAACUGACGCCAAAUGUACGAAAAAAUACGGCUAUCGUCUUGGCAAUGUUGUUCAUGGUUUCAUUUAAUUUAGGACCACUCGGGAAUCUAUUAACUGGCCAGGCGGCGAAUCGUGAGUUACUAGAAACCCCAGAUGAAGUGACUCACCAUAAGCGCAAUCUGCUGUGGAUGGAGGAUUCCAACCUCUUGGCCGCGCGGAACGUUGACAUCAGCUUGAAUCUAAGCAACUUUGAUGAUCUUGCGGCGAGAGCCACCGGAGAGGAGCCGUUUUCGAUCUGUCCUUUCUACGUUAAUCAAACCGAAAACAUAAGACUGGCCAGCGAGUUGCGGCGGUGGAUCGGAGAGAACGGGUACAAAAACUUGACCGAUCGGGAUGGGGACGACAUGAGGAUCAAUUCGUUUUCGGAAAUGUUCGCCCUGAAGGAUACGAUCGAUUCCAUGUACCAGCAGAUGAAGGACAUCAGCUCCCAAAUGGAAUCGUUCCAGAGGCGAACGAAGUUGCAGUUGGGAAACAAAGGCAAAAGGAAGAAGGCACGAGCGCUGGACGUUUAUCAGAAGCAAAAACCGAAGAAGGAAAGUGAUCUGGCGUUGUACUACACUGGGUUUGGCAAAAAAUAUGCCAAGUUUUUUGAGGAAAUUGGCCGUCGAGACGACACGUUCUAUUUGGUAUCGUUUAGCGGAGAACACUUGCUGUUGCCGGCUUUGGCGUAUAACAAAACUAAUCGACCCAAAAUGUCGCUCAUGCUACCGGCUAUGGUGGAUAAUGCGACCCAUCCAUCGGACAAGGUAACACUGAUGCAAAUCGACUGCGAAGUGAUGAACACAUCGAUGAUCCAAAUCCGGGAGAAAACCAUUCCAGGUGAUUUGCUACGUCCGCACGGAAAACCAGACGAAACCACAAACGGCUCCAAUGGCGAAAACACCAAGAAGCCGUCGAUGAAAAGUGCAACCGAAUUCGCUGACAAUAAUGUCCACAAUAUAAGCAGCUCAAAUCCGACGAGGGACAGCCGAAGGCCGGUGGUUCACUAUAAGCAUCCUUCGGCUAGACCGUUCUUUGUCCAACGCAUGAGCGAACAUUUGAAAAGUGACUACGAUCUACAUUAGAUUUAGGAAAAGGUUCCAUCUGUUAUAUCGUUCAAUUUUUUUCUGUUAACAUUUUGUACCUUGAUUUUCUGGUAUUUAUAUAAAUUAUUUAAGUUGAAAAAUAUUUAGACAUAUUUAUAAAUUGUAACAAUUGUGCAAUGUACUGCAAUUCUAAAUCACCUUUGCUGAAUUAUGAUCCGUACGUUUAUAUAUUUUCGCUGAGAGUUGAAAUUGGCUGUAAUAUUAGUGUUUAAUCAUACAUGAACAAUGUUAGAAUAGUCAAACAAAUGCAUUUGGAAAUAAUCUUUACAAAAAAGAAAACUACAUACAAUAAAUCUUACACAAUUAAAUCAACAAAAUACCACAA
Aedes albopictus (Asian tiger mosquito) is the source of this 2873-nucleotide messenger RNA. RefSeq names its product cyclic AMP-dependent transcription factor ATF-6 alpha (gene Atf6). Gene Ontology annotation, biological process: endoplasmic reticulum unfolded protein response; regulation of transcription by RNA polymerase II. The record is from RefSeq and is a predicted model, not a curated record. The transcript is spliced from 5 exons. Bases 293 to 2527 code for a protein of 744 amino acids. Gene Ontology annotation, cellular component: nucleus. Lineage: Eukaryota; Metazoa; Arthropoda; Insecta; Diptera; Culicidae. Gene Ontology annotation, molecular function: RNA polymerase II cis-regulatory region sequence-specific DNA binding; DNA-binding transcription factor activity, RNA polymerase II-specific.